Molecule: messenger RNA, 1363 nt
Organism: Mizuhopecten yessoensis (Yesso scallop)
Lineage: Eukaryota; Metazoa; Mollusca; Bivalvia; Pectinida; Pectinidae
Exons: 7
Coding region: 133-1287 (384 amino acids)
Source: RefSeq, a predicted model, not a curated record
GUUCUGUAUUAGACGAAAGUCGACCCAACGUUUGAAAUCAUGAUCACUGUCAUUAAGAUCUUGGAAGCAGUCGGGAUGAAAGAAGGAGGCGAGUGACUUUAUUUACAUUGUAAAUUCAGAUUUCCGUGAACAAUGAGUAAGAUAUUGAAGCGGCUAAGUGUCCUUGAGUUUCCGGAGUCAUCUCGUAUAGCACUCCAGUACCUGACAUCAUGCUUCACAUCCUCAUCAGGAGGGGCUAUUCCUGGACUGGGAGGGGGAGCCGAGAACUUUGCAGUGGAAGUCAGCCAGGAUUAUGUAUUAUUCAAGUCAGCAACUGGCAGAACAAGAGGGCCACAAAAGAAACUGAAUGCCAUUCAGGAGCUCCAACUACUUGAGAUGGUGUGCAGUUGCCUGCAAGGGGCACCACAGAGCUCUAGGUUCAGUAUCUUCAGUGUGAUCUUUGGUGGAAGUAUUGAGGUGGCAAAAACCACUCUCCUCACAAAAUUGGUAUCAAUGGCCCUCUCUAUUGGAAGUGGAGCAGUACUUGACUGUGCUGCUCUUUGGAUGCAGGAGCAGGGUUGUCAUAGCAGCACUGUGUGUGACCUGGUACAGCGACUGGUGGAGGAUUACUGCCUGCUGUUCCCAGAGAUAAGCAACACCUUCCAAACACUGCCCAGUGUCUCACCUCUCUUCACCUGUAACUUCAUCACAGCUGUUGCCACCAUAUAUCCAUUUCAUGAAAUAUCUCGGGCACCCCCCGCCAUCCUGUUGGACUACAUCACAAGCUGGGUGUCUGGUGAUCCAUGUCUGUGUUCGGAGUCUGUCCGACUUGUUCGCAUUCAGGCCAGUUUCUCAUGCCCAUUCUUUGGACUAGUGCAGUGGUGCACUUUAGGACAAAUUCUAUGCACAACGCAAUGUGAACCAGAUUUGCAAUCAAAUAACAAACUACACAGUGAUAAGACAAAGACAUUCUCGUUGCUUUCCAAGCUACAUUUCAGCAUCUUACAGAGCUUUCAAGCUUACAAGAGCAUGGAACUUAACCAGGAACUUUUCCACAUGUCACAUUUCCUGUCCAUAGCCAGGGAGCUUGUCCGACUUUACCAGCUCAAUAAAGACAAGAUACAGGAGGAGGAAUUUCAAACCUUAGUCGAUCGACUGGGACAGAUAAUCCAGGUUGCUAUAGUGACCGGUGGAUUGAAACUAUCGAGUGGUAAAGAAAUCCUUACACUGUGUGAAAUCUUACCCCAGAACAGAUUACUGCAGAUCAUAGCCAGACCAUGGACCACUCAACCGAUGGACACAUCAUGAUUACUACCACACAUAAACUGCCUUUGUACAUAUUUAUUUCUAUAUUUCUGUGCAUAAUAAAUAAAUUUUGAUAAAA